GUGUGUCUCACAGCCCAGCAAACCCGUUCUGAUCCGAAUUAACCCUUUCGCCACUGUUGGGCCUCCUGCGGGGAGCUGGCUGGCUGCUGCUCAGGUAAAUCCUUGAACACAGACCAACCAUGGACUUCAGAGAGAGGGCAGAUCCACUCCUGGGUUCCCAGGAAACCCAAGUGCAACAAAAUGGGGACACUUCCGUGACCAUCCCCCCGCAGGCUGGAGAGAGCAGCAAAACUGACCCUGCAGGUUUGCUGUCUGGGUUCAAACCAUGGGCACGUCGCUGGGCAGUUCCGAGUGUGUGUCUCAAUCUCGUACUGAUCAUCAUCAUCCUCAUCUUCAUCAUCAUCCUCAUCUCCAUGUCAGCAAGGAAACCUGAGCCGUGUCCAGCUGGAGCCGCCUGCCCAGACGGCUGGGUCGGAUACCUGGAGAAGUGUUACUAUUUCUCACAGGCUGAAGGGAACUGAACCUACAGCCAGAACAACUGCUCUGCCCUCGGUGCCUCCCUGGCAGUGAUUGACAGUGAUCAGGAAAUGGAGUUCAUGAAGCGCUAUAAAGGACUUGAGGACCACUGGAUCGGCCUCCAGAAGAGCCCUGGCCAGCGCUGGAAAUGGUCCAAUGGCACCGAAUUCAACAACUGGUUUCACAUAGGAGGCAGUGGAGAUUGUGCUUAUACGAACAGCUAUGAGAUUGCCAGUUCAAGCUGCUCCGGACAGUUGCCCUGGAUCUGCCGCAAACCAGUGGAAUAGGUAGAAGGCAGUUCAAAGCUAAUGUCAUAUGGCCUGUCCCUGCCCAUCAUUGAAAGCCCUAAGGGUGCUGGAUUCACCGCUGGAUGGCGCCUCUUCCUGGCCGUCCUGGGGAUUAGCUCUGUGCGGCCAGUGUCUCUGCCGGCCCAGCAAGCCUCGAUCGAACUGCCCAGAAAGGCCACAGACUCGGCUCAGUGGUGA
Mauremys mutica (yellowpond turtle) is the source of this 941-nucleotide messenger RNA. RefSeq names its product early activation antigen CD69-like. The transcript is spliced from 8 exons. The record is from RefSeq and is a predicted model, not a curated record. Lineage: Eukaryota; Metazoa; Chordata; Testudines; Geoemydidae.